AAUUACUUUACCAUUACAAACCACGCCAAAUUUUAAUAUAAACAGUGCAAACUGGUUAUUGCGCUAUUGGAUAAAAACAAAUACGUACACAGAUAAAUGUAAAGUGUUUUUGUCGGUCUUACAGAUAUCGCGCGUCAAUUUUGAUCCCCCCUACUUUCCGUAGUGUAACAGCACAGCGCACGUCACAUGAUAAAGAUGGCGUCGCUCUCUGGGGGCAGAGCAGCCCAGAGUGUCGGGAGAGAAACACUAACGACCGGCAAGGACGACGAUAUACGGUGACCUGUUGCAGUUGUCUGUGAAUUAGCAGAGGGGGGAAAUUAAACCGUCCAAUAUUGUGAAAGAUGGGGUUAGAGCGUCUUCUGUGCGGCGUGCUGGAGCUUUACUCCAGGCGGCUUCGACUCGUCAAUAUUCCGCACAAAGUCGGCGUCGUGUGUCGGAACGCGUCGACGUCGCCGCAGACUUCACCGGGCAGCGGCCUGUCGCCGCGGGUAACGUGUAUGUCGGGACUGUGCUGCAGGAUCUUCGUCCACACGAGCCGCCGUGUCCCUCACGGACAGGUGGCGGCCCGCCGCAGCCUCUCCUCCUCCUCCUCCUCCUCCUCCACCCAGCCCUCCCGAAACGUCGCCCUGUUCGAGGACGACAGGACCCGCUUCUUCCGGCUCCUCUCGGUCUUCUGCGGCGGACAGUUCCUCUUCUGGACGUACCUGGCCCACUUCGCCUACACCGGCCUCAGGAGCACCGGGGGCGCUGCAGAGAAAGGGAGAGCCAGGGCGCCCGGCGCCACCGGGCUGGCCGGAGUGUGGAGUCUCGAGAUGGACCUGGGCUCAAGCGUCUGGAGGUACGGCUUCACGCUGGGAUGCCUGGCCGUGGGCGCGGGGAUCGUGGGGCUCGGGUCUUUGUUUUGCCGUCGCUCUGUGAGCAAGGUGGUUCUACAUCGAGGGGGGAAGAUGGUGACGGUGUGCACACAGUCACCGUUGGGACCCGGCCGAGGGCAGAAGAUAACAGUCCCUCUGUCCGAGGUGGCCUGUCACUCUCACAGACACGAGUCCCGCUCAUUCAUCCCCCUCAAGGUCAAAGGACACAAGUUCUACUUCCUCCUGGACAAAGAGGGCAAACUGAAUAACGCCAGGCUGUUUGAUGUCACUGUUGGGGCAUACCGGCAAUUUUAAUAUGGGCUUUCCAAGACUGUGUUGGGUAACAGAAAAACAAUGUAAGACCUGUCAACAGAACUCAUUUUACAUAAGUAUGACCAACAAAUGUCAGAUUGAUUGUUCCUCUUAACUGAAAUAAAAUCUUCAAGCUCA
This is a messenger RNA of Scophthalmus maximus (turbot), 1304 nucleotides long. RefSeq names its product transmembrane protein 223 (gene tmem223). Gene Ontology annotation, cellular component: mitochondrion. The record is from RefSeq and is a predicted model, not a curated record. Gene Ontology annotation, biological process: nervous system development. NCBI's taxonomy places the organism in Eukaryota, Metazoa, Chordata, Actinopteri, Pleuronectiformes, Scophthalmidae. Bases 342 to 1169 code for a protein of 275 amino acids. The transcript has a single exon.